AUGACCAUUUUACUGCGAUCUGAGUUAAAAAAGGACUAUGGUACGAUGGUAAACCGAGGAAGUUCUGAAAAGAAGUCAAAGUGGUCAAUAUAUGCUCUUUCUAUCCAUUUAGGAAAUACCCCUCUUCGAUUUCCACUUGUGUUGAUUGGUCGCUUUCCUCGAACCAUAGAGGAGAUGCAACAUUGUGUGUCUGUCAAUGAUUACACCCAUAUCCGCCAACUCUCCAAGAAUGUUGUUUCCAUCUCUCUUAGUGAGGCUCAGAACCCUGAGACUGACAAUACAUGGGCAUAUCUUUGGACUGUGAUCCCUGUCACAAAAGACUGUUCCCUGGGAAAGGGUAUGUUCCUCAUCCAUACCCUUGAGGGGGUUUUUCCCUCCUAUGUCGAUUCUCCUGAGAAACAAAUCCCUGAUAUAGAUUUUUCUUGUUCCAACGUGAUGGUUGUACCUAGAAGUCAUGGUUUGUUUGACGACGAAACUGGUAAAAGAGACUUAGAUCCUUCUUUUUUUAGGAGGUCAACUUCCACUUUCUUGGCCUUGCCGUUAAUUUUCUGCUGGUACAUGAUUUGCUGUCCUCCAAUUCAGCUCUUCAAUUUAUACUGUAAUGACCACUUCUACGUUGUAGGUGAGUUAGAAUGUGGUUUCUCUUGUAGUCGAUUUAGGGUGGCACGAUAG
Messenger RNA from Vicia faba (fava bean), 672 nucleotides. The record is from the annotation of a GenBank genome assembly. NCBI's taxonomy places the organism in Eukaryota, Viridiplantae, Streptophyta, Magnoliopsida, Fabales, Fabaceae.